Molecule: messenger RNA, 426 nt
Organism: Diuraphis noxia (Russian wheat aphid)
Lineage: Eukaryota; Metazoa; Arthropoda; Insecta; Hemiptera; Aphididae
Gene: RpL10
Product: ribosomal protein L10
Biological process (GO): translation
Cellular component (GO): ribosome
Molecular function (GO): structural constituent of ribosome
Source: RefSeq, a predicted model, not a curated record
UUAGUGAUAUUUUUAAGUCAUAUACUUUUCUUCUUUUUCAGGCUUCAAACUGGAAUGAGAGGAGCUUUUGGUAAGCCUCAAGGUACAGUUGCUCGUGUACAUAUUGGUCAACCAAUCAUGAGUGUUCGCUCAUCUGAUAGGUACAAGGCAGCUGUUAUUGAAGCAUUACGUCGUGCUAAAUUCAAGUUCCCGGGUCGCCAAAAGAUUUAUGUAAGCAAAAAAUGGGGAUUUACAAAAUAUGACCGUGAUGAAUAUGAAACACUGAAGGAAGAUGGAAAACUAGCUCCCGAUGGUGCCAAUGUUAAAUUCCGCCCUGACCAUGGACCAUUGGAUAACUGGAGAAAAGUUCAGAGGGAACUUCUUGCUGUUUAAAUAUGRUUUUGGUAUAUCUUGUAUCAAAAUUGAAUAAAAGAAAUACUGUGAAAU